Fusarium venenatum is the source of this 1518-nucleotide messenger RNA. RefSeq names its product phosphotransferase enzyme family protein. The record is from RefSeq and is a predicted model, not a curated record. Lineage: Eukaryota; Fungi; Ascomycota; Sordariomycetes; Hypocreales; Nectriaceae.
AUGUCGCAACAAGUUCCCCAGUCAGAAAGCAAUCUUGUUCAUAAACGCAAGCAUCACGAUGCAGCAGCGAGAUUCAAGCUCGAGCUCUGGCAAAAAAGGGAUUCAAUUGUGGCCCUGAUCAAACAUCAUCUUCGAUUAGACGCAGAUGAUAUCUGCACAGUGCUUGUACGCAAGGAAUGGAUGCAGGGCAUCUUCAAUAUUUGCGUUCUAGUUGAAGUAACUGUGGGUAAUUCAAACAAGAAGCUUAUUCUUCGCUGUCCAAUUCCUCCUCAUGCCGGGCAACAUCCCAGCACAAUCGACGAGAAAGUCGGCUGUGAAGUGGCGACAUAUAUAUGGAUGCAGCAAUCCUGCCCCGAUAUUCGUAUUCCAAACCUCUUUGCGUUUGGCUUCAUAGAUAAUAGCUCUUUCACACACAUCCAGCAGACAUCAAUCUAUACUAGACUGUGGCGUAAGGCCUGGAAAUGGAUCUAUCGGUGCCUAGGCUACCCAGUCCUGUCCGACUAUGUCCGUGAAGAAGCUGCUCCGGUUGUCGGCACCGCUUAUAUGCUUAUGGAGCAUAUUGGUCCCGAGACAGGGAAAAUGCUCGCAUCCACCUGGUUUGAUCACUUUUCCGAUACAGCACGACGUAGGAAUCUAUUCACAGGCGUAGCCCGAAUCAUGCUCUCGCUCGCCCGUAUUCCACAGCAGCACAUCGGAUCAUUCAGAUUUAAUACAGUCGACUGCACUAUCGCACUCACAAAUCGACCUCUAUCUUGUACUUUGGCUAUUUUUGAGCAACAAGGAACACCGAGAACAAUCCCAGAAGACCUGAUCUAUCAAAGCACAGACAGUUACGCAUCUGACAUGCUUACACUACAUGACAACUAUCUAUUACACGAUCCACAUGCUGUGCGAAACAGGAAUGAUGCCAAAGAGCGGAUGACCCUUCGGACAUUGCUUCGUGCAGUUACGCAUUUCUUCAUCUUGCCGGAGCGACGGAGCGGUCCCUAUCUUUUACAGCCGACCGACUUGCAUCCAAGUAAUAUUUUUGUGGAUGAGGAGUGGAACGUCACUUGCACAAUCGAUCUGGAAUGGAUUUGUGCGCUACCGUUGGAGAUGAUGUCUGUUCCCUAUUGGAUCACAAAUCACACUGCGGAUGAAAUAAUUGACCACUAUGAGGAAUACGACGAUGCGAGAAAGGAGUUUUUGUCAAUUAUGGAUCAGGAACUGAAACAUGUGCAAGUGGAACAUGACAUUCAAAUCACAGGGGUAAUGAGAGAAUCAUGGGAAUCCAAAGGAGUGUGGUAUUGGAUCUGCAUAGAGUCUGUAAAUUGCUGGCUUUUUGUCUUUGAGGAUCAUAUCCUCCCCAUGUUCUCAUCGGCCGAAGGAUUUGUUAAGGACCUGAAACAAAUAUCCUUCUUGUGGCAGAAAGAUGCCGGCAAGCAUAUCGAAACGAAAAUUGCCGAAGAGCGAAGAUACCAAUCUGAGCUUCGGACUAUGUUUGCACCUGCCCAGGACGUACUAAAGGAAAAGAAAUGA